This is a messenger RNA of Mangifera indica (mango), 1214 nucleotides long. RefSeq lists its product as uncharacterized. The record is from RefSeq and is a predicted model, not a curated record. Bases 254 to 964 code for a protein of 236 amino acids. Gene Ontology annotation, cellular component: nucleus; elongin complex. The transcript is spliced from 8 exons. NCBI's taxonomy places the organism in Eukaryota, Viridiplantae, Streptophyta, Magnoliopsida, Sapindales, Anacardiaceae. Gene Ontology annotation, biological process: transcription elongation by RNA polymerase II.
UAAUAUUGGGGUGGGGAAUAGUAAUUUACUCAAAAAAUAUUCUAAUACUUUGUCUUUCUGAAACAAAGAAAGAAUAAGAUUCCUGUUAGAUUAUCUUCGUCAUAUCAGAUUCCGUUGAUAGUCUUCAUUCUUCAUCUCUAUCUCCGUCAGUGUCUCCGUCUCUGUUUCCGAUCACUCGGUCAGCUCUUUCAGAUCCUUCGAUUUUUUUAAAUUAUGAUUUUUUUAAUUUUUUUUUGAGAAGAGAAAUGGUAUAAUGAGGCCCUUCAGGGCAGCUCCAUCAUUGGUGGAUCUUUGUGUAAAGGUUGCUAUAGAUAAUGUAAAGUAUCUUGGAGAUGUUGGUGAAACUGAUUUACAUUUGCUCGAGCGCAUUUUGCCACAUUGUACAAAGGAUCAAUUGAUUCAUGUGGAGGAUAGUACAGUAGGAAGAGAUCUUAGUCCAGUGACAGAUGCGCUUUGGAAGCAGUUCUACAAGAAAGAUUUUGGUGAGAAGAGCUUCAAUAUAGUAGUCGAGAGGAUGAAAGAGAAAAAAGUGAGAUUUGGAUGGAAACAAUUGUAUGAGGCAAAGACAAAGGAUGUAAGCGAGGCUGAGACGAAAGCAGUUAAUCGUUUGAAGCAAUUAUAUCAGACUGCCGAUGCUCGAAAACAAAGUCGGCAAAUUCAGAUUUGCACAAAGGUUCCACCUUCAAGCAAUAAAAGAAGCUUUGGCAGUGGAUAUAACCUUUCUGGUGUAAAGAGCAACUUGAUGAAGAAGGCAAAAUUAGAUCUCCUUAAAAGUCAAGAAGUUAAAAAUCUUGCAGCCAUGAGGAAGAAUGCUGUUCAACGGUCUUAUAGUGUCUCUUUGGCAAAGCAUGGUGGGCUUUUGAGAAAGGAUUCUGCUUCAACGUCAAAGCCUAGUGGGGUUUUGAGAAAGGAUUCUGCCUCAACUUCCAGACAGAGCAAGCCAUUCGACAGAAGAUUUUCGUAGCAUGCCAUUGUCAGCAUUGGCAUUAUAUGUAGACAACACGGAAAGAACUGGAUGGCUUAUUUGUGGUACUAAAUGGGCUUAUGUAAUUCCCUUCUACAUUUAUCUUCCACUAGUGCCUUUGCGAAGGCUUCAAUGUUUGAAUAAUUUAAAUUAUUGUACUUUAUAUCAAGUGUUAUUUCACGAUAAUAACAUAUCUAUGUGAAUCCUGAAUGGUUAUGGUUUCUAAAAGAAGAUGAUCGUUUGGAUCAAA